GCUCUGGAGUUGUAGGGAAUUAGUCUGCGCUGAGCCAUCUGCGCUCAUAAAGCUCAUUUGUGUCUGCUUACGAGGAGAAAUUCGGCAUUAUCUGUUCUUACAGAGCGCCUGAAGCGUAAACGCAUCUGUUUGAGAGACAGUGCUCAUGCUUUCCACCAUAAAGAAGACCCGCGCCGUUCGGGGCGGGAGAGGCAGCCGACGGGGGUCUCUGAGGGUCCCAAGAUGGACCGCAGCGUCAGGAGGGCCAGUGGCUCCAUCAAACGGGCCUCCAUCAAGCGCUCCACAUCAGGAUCGCAGAAGGGCCAGAAAGUUUGGAUUGAGAAAACCUUUCACAAAAGAGAAUGCAAUCACAUAUUUCCAGCCAAGGACCCGACCCGGUGUGCCUGUGGGUAUCUAGUGGCUCAACACACAGCCGUCGCCAACAAGCCCUCAGAGGAGAAUCAGCUUGUUCAAGUGGAGCCGCCGCAGGAGAAAUGGUCGGUGGUCCGACAUACCCAGCUCACCCCGACCGACGCGUACGGCAUCAUUGAGUUUCAGGGAGGAGGAUUCAUCAACAAAGCCAUGUAUAUCCGGGUGUCUCAUGACACUAAGCCGGACAGUUUGCUGCAUCUGAUGGUGAAGGAAUGGCAGCUAGAGUUGCCCACGCUGCUGAUUUCGGUCCACGGUGGCCUCCAGAACUUCGACCUGCAGCCCAAACUCAAACAGGUGUUUGGUAAAGGCCUGAUCAAGGCUGCGGUGACCACCGGGGCCUGGAUCUUCACUGGUGGAGUCAGCACGGGAGUGAUUCGGCACGUCGGAGAUGCUUUGAAAGACCACUCUUCAAAAUCCAGAGGGAAAGUCUGCGCUAUAGGAAUCGCACCGUGGGGAAUCCUGGAGAACAAGGAGGACCUCAUUGGAAAAGACGUCAACAAACCAUACCAGGCAAUCUCCAACCCUCUGAGCAAACUAGCGGUCCUCAACAACAGCCAUUCGCACUUCAUCCUGUCUGAUAACGGCACUUGUGGCAAAUACGGAGCCGAGGUCAAGCUACGCAGGCAGCUGGAGAAGCACAUCUCGCUCCAGAAGAUUAACACUCGAUUGGGUCAGGGUGUACCGGUGGUGUGUCUGAUUGUGGAGGGGGGUCCCAACGUGAUCUCCAUUGCCCUGGAAAGUCUGCGCGAGGAGCCGCCUGUGCCUGUUGUGGUUUGCGACGGCAGUGGUCGAGCGUCUGACAUCAUUUCCUUCGCCCACAAAUACUCCGAGGUUGAAGGAUUGGUAAACGAGGACGCAAAAGAGCAACUGUUGGUCACCAUACAGAAAACCUUUAACUACAACAAAAUGCAGUCCGGCCAAAUUCUGCUCAUGGUCCUUGAAUGCAUGAAGAAGAGGGAGCUGGUAAGUUUCUACAGUAAUGUAAGGCAUCAUAGCGCAAUAAACAUCAACAUUUUGGCCAAAUUAAACCAGUUAAAGGGAUAGUUCACCCAAAAAUGAAAAUUCACUCACUAUAUACUCUCCCUCAAGUGGUUAAAAACCCUUUUCUUAUUUCUGGUAAACACUAAAGAGGAUAUUUUGGAAGAAAGCUGAAAACCUGUAACCAUCCAUAGUAGAAAAAACAAAUACUAUGGAAGUCAAUGGUUGCAAGAUUCCAGCAUUUAUUAAAAUAUCUUAUUUGAUGUUCAACAGAAAGACACUCAAGUAAAGGGGGAGUAUGAUGGCAUAAUUUUCCAUUUGUUUGGACGAUCUCUUUAAGACCAGCAUUAAAGAUAAAGCUGGUUUAAAGUGUUGUGUCUAAAAUAUAAGAUAUAAUUUAGUCUACACAGAAAUCAUAUAAUAAGUGCGAGUCUAAAACUGUUUUGAAUGUUUUGUGCAAACUUUCAUCAAUAAACCUUCCCAUUCAUUA
Molecule: messenger RNA, 1879 nt
Organism: Danio rerio (zebrafish)
Lineage: Eukaryota; Metazoa; Chordata; Actinopteri; Cypriniformes; Danionidae
Source: RefSeq, a predicted model, not a curated record